Cornus florida is the source of this 2082-nucleotide messenger RNA. RefSeq lists its product as uncharacterized. The record is from RefSeq and is a predicted model, not a curated record. Gene Ontology annotation, molecular function: RNA-DNA hybrid ribonuclease activity; nucleic acid binding. Lineage: Eukaryota; Viridiplantae; Streptophyta; Magnoliopsida; Cornales; Cornaceae. The coding region runs from base 1 to 2082 and encodes 693 amino acids. Gene Ontology annotation, biological process: DNA integration. The transcript has 2 exons.
AUGCCUCCAAGAAAGAAGUGGCCGUUAAAGCUUUAUUUAUCGGCCGCAGAAGAAUCAAUUGGUAGUAUGCUCGCACAAGACAAUGAACAUGGAAAGGAACAGGCUGUCUACUACCUGAGUAGAGUACUAACUAAUGUAAAAUGCAGAUAUUCCUCAAUUGAGAAGCUUUGUUUGUCUUUGUACUAUUCGGCCAUGAAGUUGAGAGUAUACAUGCGGCCUGUUGAUGUUUACAUUCUUUGUCAGACUAACGUGAUCAAGUAUAUGCUAUCAAGGCCAUUGAUCACUGGCCGAAUAGGUAAGUGGGCUUUGGCUUUGAUGGAAUUCAAUUUUAUCUACGUCCCACAAAAAUCAGUAAAAGGAAGGGUUCUGGCUGAUUUUUUGGCCGAUCAUCCUUCAACUGAUAUUGAUCCAUGGGUUUAUGAUGAAUUGGAGUCAUCAGCUAUAUUCUUAACUCCUUGGAUCUUGAUGUUUGAUGGAUCAAGCAUGGCUGAUGGAGCAGGAGCAGGUAUUGUUAUUAUUUCGCCAGCUGGCAGAAAGGUUUCAUUCUCUUUUUUUUUAGAUUUUAAAUGUUCAAAUAAUCAGGCCGAAUAUGAAGUGCUUAUAAUCGGCCUGGAGAUUUUAAUUGAAAUGGCUGUUAGAGAUGUAAAGAUUUUUGGAGAUUCAAACUUAGUCCUUAGCCAAAUUUCUGAAGAUUUUAAGUGCCUAAGUUGGCAAUUAAGGCCGUUUCAUUCUCUGGCCACUUCAUUAAUUAAUCAAUUUGAUAAUGUUCAACUUAAGUUCUGGCUGAGAGGGCAGAAUAAGGAGGCCAACAGCAUGGCCCAAGCAGCCUCUGGAAUAAGAGUACCAACCGGAAUAGAAGAUCAGUUGAUAAAGAUAACACGAAGAUCUUUGCCAUCGGCCGAAUUGAGAAAUACUAUGUUUGAUACUUGGACAAUUGAUGUAGAAGAUUUGGCCGACGAUGACUGGAGGAUACCAUUUAUAAUGUUUCUUCGAAAUCCAAACAUCAAGGCUGAUAGAAGUAUUAAAAGAAAAGCGAUCAACUUUGUGCUUCUAGAUAGGGAUCUAUACAGAAAAGGGUUAGAAGAUGGGCUCCUACUACAAUGCAUAAGCAAGGAGGAAUCACUUCAGGUUAUGGCCGAGGUACAUGAAGGCAACUGUGGGGCUCACCAAGCUGGGAUUAAAAUGAGAUGGCUGAUUCGCAGGUAUGGAUAUUAUUGGCCGAGGAUAAGAAAAGAUUGCAUAGAUUACUCAAAAGGUUGUCAAGCUUGUCAAAGACACGGGCCGAUUCAAAAUGUACCAGCAAAAGAAUUACAGCCUAUAAUCAAACUUUGGCCAUUCAGAGGUUGGGGCCUUGACCUUAUUGGUAAAAUUAAUCCACCAUCAAGCGAAGGCCAUCACUGGGUGAUUGUUGCCACAGAUUAUUUUACUAAAUGGGUUGAGGCCAAGGCUUGCAAAGCGGUUGAUCAGCAAACAGUGAUUAAUUUCAUGGAACAAAACAUCAUCCACAGAUUUGGGAUUCCAGAAACACUUGUUUCAGACAAUGCAACAGUAUUUAGGGCAACUGAUGUACUACAAUUCGGCCACAACAUGAAUAUUCAUAUGAACUCAAAAAGAACAGGCACAGGAGUUACACCAUACAUGUUAACUUAUGGUCAUGAUGCUGUUUUGCCUAUGGAGAUGAAGGUUAAAUCAGCCAGAGUUGCUUUUCAAAAUAAUCUAACUUCAGCUGAUUAUACUCAAGCAAUGUUGGUAGAAUUGGAAGAUUUGGAUGAAGUUAGAAGGGAUGCCUUGGAUCAUAUCAUAGCUCACAAGAAGAAGGUGAUGAGGAUCUACAACAAGAGGGUAAAACCUAAGUCUUUUGCUGAAGAAGAUUUGGUUUGGAAAGUUGUUUUGCCAGUGGGUAAAGUCGAUAGGAAAUAUGGGAAGUGGUCCCAAAAAUGGGAAGGGCCAUACUUAGUCCAUCAAGUCUUAAGUGGAGGAGCAUAUAGGCUAAAGUAUUUCAGUGGCCGAUUACAUGACUAUCCCAUUAAUGGCAAGUACCUCAAGAGGUACGUACCGGCAAUCUUUGAAAGGGAAAAUUAG